This is a messenger RNA of Humulus lupulus (European hop), 1893 nucleotides long. Its product is annotated as CBL-interacting protein kinase 18-like. Gene Ontology annotation, molecular function: protein kinase activity; ATP binding. The coding region runs from base 391 to 1722 and encodes 443 amino acids. The record is from RefSeq and is a predicted model, not a curated record. NCBI's taxonomy places the organism in Eukaryota, Viridiplantae, Streptophyta, Magnoliopsida, Rosales, Cannabaceae. The transcript is spliced from 2 exons. Gene Ontology annotation, biological process: signal transduction; protein phosphorylation.
GAGAGGUCUUCAGCGACUAUUUAGUAUUUAUAAGAGAAUGGAGAACGGGCAGACCACACACUUCAUUUUGUGUUCUUCUAUGCCUUUCUUUUUAUUUUGUUCUCUUACAAGCCUUGCCCUUUCCCCAAAGUGCACAAGCUUCAUCAAAGCAUAGGAAUGCAGAGAAGAGAUGUGUUCAAUGCUUGUAUUACCUUCACCAAAGCAUUUGACAUAGCAUGCAUAUCCGGGCGGACUUUGGCUGAGUUUCAAGAGGAGGAACGAAUGCAAAUGGGGGUCAUUAAAGGAGCUUCUUUUAGGUUGAAGCUCGAUCUUGGUGAAGACGGUUGAGCUUUGUCACAGGAGAUUAUAAAUAAUCAGGUACUUAUUUAUAGGAUUGGAGGUUUUGGUGUGAUGGAGAUCAAUAAAGGGAAUGUUUUGAUGCAGAAAUAUGAUGUUGGGAAAUUGUUGGGUCAAGGAAAUUUUGGCAAGGUUUAUCAUGGGAGGCACCUUGAGACUGGGCAGAGUGUGGCCAUUAAGGUGAUUGACAAGGAAAAGAUUAUGAAGGUCGGUAUGAUUGAGCAGACCAAGAGAGAAAUUUCUGUUAUGAGGCUGGUGAAACACCCAAAUGUGGUUGAGUUUUAUGAGGUAAUGGCUACCAAAACCAAGAUUUACUUUGUCAUGGAAUAUGUGAAAGGUGGCGAGCUCUUCAACAAGGUUGCCAAAGGGAAGCUUCAGGAGGACAUGGCCAGGAAGUACUUUCAACAGCUGAUCAGUGCUGUUGAUUAUUGCCAUAGUAGAGGUGUUUAUCACCGCGAUUUGAAGCUGGAGAAUUUGCUGUUGGAUGAGAAUGGAGUGUUGAAGGUAACGGAUUUCGGGUUAAGUGCGCUUGUUGAGUCUAGGCCAGAAGAACAUGUCAUGCUGAAAACAGCUUGUGGAACUCCUGCUUAUGCAGCUCCUGAAGUUUUGUGCAGAAGAGGGUAUGAUGGGGCUAAAGCCGAUAUAUGGUCUUGUGGGGUGAUCUUGUUUGUCCUUUUAGCUGGUUAUUUGCCUUUCCAUGAUACAAAUCUCAUGGAAUUGUAUAAGAAAAUAGGCAAGGCAAACUAUAAAUGUCCUAAAUGGUUCUCACUAGAAAUGCGAAAACUGCAGGCUAGAAUUCUAAAUCCUAACCCGAAUAAGAGGAUUUCAAUUGCCAGAAUUAUGGAAAAUCCAUGGUUCACAAAAGGGUUCAAUUGUGAAGCCAUAAUAAUAAGUAAUUCAGAAGUAGUUCCAUUGGAUUCUGAUGCAGCAUUUGGUCAUUGUGAGAAUAGUGAUACCAGCUUAGAGGCAAAACAAGAGUUAGCCAAACCUACUAAUUUGAAUGCUUUUGAUAUCAUUUCUCUUUCAACUGGAUUCGAUCUUUCUGGUUUGUUUACAGAAAAGGAUGACAAGAGAGUAGUACAAUUUACAUCCACACGCUCUGCCUCGUCGAUCAUGUUGAAAUUGGAGGACAUUGCUCAACAUCUGAGGCUGAAGGUGAAAAAGGACAGGGGGUCCCUGAAAAUGGAGGGAUCAAAGGAAGGCAGAAAAGGACCAAUUUCAAUUCAAGCUGAGAUAUAUGAAUUCACACCCUCCUUUCACCUGGUUGAGGUAAGCAAGUCCAGUGGUGAUACAUUGGAAUACAAAACAAUAAUGAAAAAGGAUAUAAGACCAGCUUUAAAAGACAUUGUUUGGGCAUGGCAAGGUGAACAGAUGCAGCAAGAAUAAUAACAACACAACCAUCAACAAUUUCUGCAUAAUUACAUUCUAUUUUAGUGUGCUCAUUUUCUUAAUGUAUACAUAUGUUGUAUUAUUUGAUGUUUUACUAAUAAUGGUAUCAAUUAUGAUGAGAUUAUUUGGGCACAAGAAAGCAAUAAAUCUUUGUACGUUUUAUUCAUA